Molecule: messenger RNA, 2208 nt
Organism: Dentiscutata heterogama
Lineage: Eukaryota; Fungi; Glomeromycota; Glomeromycetes; Diversisporales; Gigasporaceae
Source: the annotation of a GenBank genome assembly
AUGUCUAGUGAUAUAGAGAUUUCUGGUAGUCGUAAUACCUUUGACACGGAAUCUUCAACUAAUAAUGAUGACUCCUUGGAAAUCUCUAAAGGCCGUAAACAAUUUAACUCAUCGGAUAAUGAUGAUAAAAAUAAUGAUGAUAAAAAUAAUGAUAAAAAUAAUGAUGAUUCCUUAGAUAUUUCUAGCAGUCGUAGUGAAUUUAGUUCGUCAACUAAUUCCGAUGACAGUUCACUAGAAAUUUCCAGUGAUCAGAAUUUGCAAAUGGCAUCUACUUCUGAUAGCUGCAUUAUUCCAAUGGACGAUAGCGAUAGUCUCUUUAUUCCAAAAGUGACUGUUCCAAUAUUUUUAAAAGAUAGUAUCUAUGAAGACUUUUAUUUUAACUGUUAUGGAAAAGAACUUAUGGAAACAUUCAUCUUAUUAAAUGAUGACUCAUUGAUUCGAGUUUUAGGUGAUAAAUGUAUUAAAGGGUGUGUAAAGGAUAAUACGCACUCAAUUUUUAGAAUUUCUUUGUUAAGCAUUAUCUUUGAUUUUGAUAAUUUUACUAAGCUAUUAGAAAGUCAUCCUGCGUUUAUAUAUAGUGUUUUAACUAAAAUAGCAUUUGUUCUUCCUUCUCUUUCUGUGAACCAAAAAUCAACUUCUUCACAUUUAUCUAGUCAUGGAGUAUACUAUCAUUUAAAUAAGACAUCCUUUAUUGAUCAAUUGGCUUCUAAUAUUUUCAAAAUUUUUCCAUUUUCUUCCAUUAAACAUCGGGUUAUAGACCCAUUAGUAAAUGUUUAUUAUUCAAAUUAUGCUUCAACAAAACUUUUAAUACCUUUACCAAAUUUUGUUUCUUAUCCAAAAGAAUAUAAUUUUUGGAAUGAUUUAUGGCGACCUAAACCUAAUUAUUUAGGUGCAUUUUUACUUCCAAUUGUAACAUCAAUUAUAUGGCUUAGAAAUGAUUAUAUGCCAACAUCAAUGGCCACUAUUUCUACUUUACUAUUAGAAAUAAAAUUUCUUUUAUUUUUUCGGGCAACAAAAUUUUUUGGUGUUUAUUUUUCUAUAAUCCUUGGAGUGGCACGAAAAGCAUUUUCAUUCUUGAUGAUAUUAGGGUUUAUCAUAUUUGCUUUUGCACAUUCUUUACAUUUAAUAUUACGUCCUAAUACUGAAGUGUCUUUGGAUCAUCCAAGUUAUUCUUCUGAUCAAAAUAAUCCGUGGAAUUUAGUUACAAAAUAUAGCAUUAUAGAAUCAAAUGGUACUAUCGAUGAAAAUCCUUCACUACUUCAAUCUCCUACUACAUCUACGAAUAUGUUUAUGGCGAUAGGCACUGCAAUUUUAGCUGUUUAUAUGAUGCUUACGGAUAUGAACGAUAUUUUUAUACCUUUUGAAGAUAUUAAGUGGACGGGACCAAAGCUUGGCCAAGGAUCUUUUGGUAACGUUACUCUUGGAGAAUAUAGAGGAACUAAAGUCGCUGGUAUUAUUUUCAUUCUAUUUGGUAUGAGCGAAAUUAUUUAUGAACUUAGAAAGCAUAAAAAACUUAAAAAUGAAAACAUAAUUGAAUUUUGUGGAGUGGUAAAAUCCCCAAAUGAUAAAACAUUUUUGGUGACGAAAUAUAUAGAAAAUGGAAAUUUACGUGAUUACCUUUCAGAAAAUUAUCUUGAUUGGAAUAUAAAAACAAAAAUGGCAGUUGAUAUCGCAAAUGGAUUAUUAGAAUGUCAUAAUAAUGAUAUCAUACAUUCGGACCUAAAAGCUGAAAAUAUUUUAGUGGAUAAAGACUUGACAUUAAAAAUUGCCGACUUCGGUUUAAGUAUUACAAAAGCUGAAUUGGACAUUGGAAUUACGGGUGGAGGGUCACUUAAAUGGUGUGCACCUGAACGUUUUUCUGCUUCCACAAAAUUUAAGCAAAAGUACGCAAAUAAUCCGAAGACGUCAAAGAUAUUUGGCGAAAAAAUGGUAAAAUUCUAUAAAAAUCAGCCAUAUCUCUCAGUUGUGUGGGAAAUUGCUACAAACGGCAUGACACUUUAUUCUGAUCUUAAUGAAGAGAAUCUUAUGGAAGCUAAGUCUCAAGAUAAUAUUGGUGAUUUAAUCGAUAUUCUUGAAGAAAAAGAUACUCCGGGCCCAUUAAGACGUAUAGUCAGAGAAUGUUGUAAAUUUAGUCCUGAAAAACGUAUGACUUUAGAGCAAGUUGCAAUUGAACUUUUAAACUAUCUUCACACUAAAGAUAGAUAUUAA